This is a messenger RNA of Medicago truncatula (barrel medic), 998 nucleotides long. RefSeq names its product LOB domain-containing protein 15. The record is from RefSeq and is a predicted model, not a curated record. Bases 245 to 835 code for a protein of 196 amino acids. The transcript is spliced from 3 exons. NCBI's taxonomy places the organism in Eukaryota, Viridiplantae, Streptophyta, Magnoliopsida, Fabales, Fabaceae.
CCACUAGCAUUGAACAUAUUUCUUCUUUUAUACAAUGUGACAUUAUUUUCUAUAUAUUACUUCCAAAUCAAAAUAUAGCUGGAGUGUUGAUUUGUCCUUUACAACCUUGCCUUUUAAGCACACCAAACCAAAUUUGUAACCAAAUAUAUUUUCUUUCUUCAAUUCCCCUUUGGACUCUCCAUCACUUCUCUAGCUAUUAUUUCCAUACAUUAACUCUUAUACAUGUUUCAGAUAGCAUGCUUGAAUGUCCAGAGAAAGGGGGAGAUUUUUUGAUGAGAUAGGAAAGAAGAGGGAAGGUGAUGAGUCUUUUCAAAAGGGAAGAAUGUUAGGUCCUUCAGGAACACUAAAUACAACUACUCCUUGUGCUGCAUGCAAGCUUUUGAGACGAAGGUGUGCCCAAGAAUGCCCUUUUUCUCCAUAUUUCUCUCCUCAUGAGCCUCAGAAGUUUGCUUCUGUCCACAAAGUCUUUGGUGCUAGCAACGUCUCAAAGUUGCUAUUGGAGGUACCAGAGAAUCAAAGAGCAGAUGCAGCAAAUAGUUUAGUUUAUGAAGCAAAUGUAAGACUAAGAGAUCCAGUUUAUGGAUGCAUGGGUGCAAUUUCAUCUUUGCAACAACAAGUUCAAUCAUUAAUAGGUGAACUUAAUGCUAUAAGGGAAGAAAUACAUAAAUACAAACUCAUGGAAGCUAAUAUGCUUCCUUCUUCAGAGGAUGUAUCAAUUGCUACUCUUCCACCUUCAACAUCAUUACCAAUGCUUCCUUCUUCCAUUUACACACAACAGACAAAUCCUACCAGUUAUAGCUCAAUUUCGAAUGAUCAUAUUUCCUAUUUUGAUUAAAUUUGGAAACAAAAUAAUGAUGAUAAAUUUUUUUUGUUAAUGAUUUAAGAAAAAAAAGACUAUAUAUUAGUCAUGGUAUGUAUACUUGGUUUUUGUUUAUUUUUGUACUAUUGAUGCUCAAAAUUUUCCCCAAGAUAUAUGAUUGGAAAGUUAUUGUUGAUUG